This is a messenger RNA of Colletotrichum navitas, 1500 nucleotides long. RefSeq names its product 2OG-Fe(II) oxygenase superfamily protein. The coding region runs from base 227 to 1261 and encodes 344 amino acids. The record is from RefSeq and is a predicted model, not a curated record. The transcript is spliced from 2 exons. Gene Ontology annotation, molecular function: 2-oxoglutarate-dependent dioxygenase activity. Lineage: Eukaryota; Fungi; Ascomycota; Sordariomycetes; Glomerellales; Glomerellaceae.
CCACCCUCAAGAUAAGCUCGGCCGAGCUCGCGGGGUAUUACUACAGAGCUUGGCCCAUAAGCUGUAGCCCUGCUCAUAAUUAGUCGCCGACUGUCCGAACAUCAUCUUUCUCCCUUCAACGCACCGAAGUGACAGCAUUCCAUCGCCGAAUUUCAUUGCUUCGGAGGCAGCUGAUUGUAACUUUCCUUCAGACCAGACACGAAACACUUGUGGCCAUUUCGCUGCCAUGUCAGAGAAGACGAAGUACGCUGAGCGGGAAAUCCCCGAGAUUUCCCUUCAAGAUUUCGAAGCUCGAGUCGAUGAGAUUACCUCCCAGCUUUGUAGCGCUGCCGAGAAUGUCGGAUUCUUCGCCAUCAAGGACCAUGGGAUUACCGAGGCGGAAGUAGACGAGAUGUUUUCGUUGUCCGAGUCCUUCUUCCGACUCUCGGACGAAACCAAAGCGACCGUGCCAUGGACUCCGCAGAAUGUCGGCUGGGAAAAGAUGUCACAGGUCAGACCGUCCACCGGCCAGCCGGACACAAAGGAGUCCUACCAACUCCAGUUCGGCGAACACAUGGAAGGAAAGUGGAUGGGCGAUGAAAACCUACCUGGAUUCAAGAGCCGGUCUUUGGCUUUCAUGCAGCGCGUGCAGAGCGUUUCUGAAAAGCUCAUGCUCUGCUUGGCCCGCGGUCUUGGCUUCCAGGACGACUACUUCAUCAAGUAUCAUGACGCUAGCCGCCCAGACUCCCAGUCCUGUCUCCGUCUCUUACACUACUACGAGACUCCCAAGGUCAACGACGGCAAGAUAUAUCAUCGAGCGGGAGCGCACGCAGAUUGGGGCUUUUUGACGCUCCUUUUUCAGAGGGGCGAGCAGUCCGGCUUGGAGAUUUGCCCUGGUCGAGAGGUCGUGACCGAGCACGCUCUGGGGGAUACAUGGACGAAAGUGGAGUUCAAACCAGGUGUCAUUGUGUGCAACAUUGGCGAUCUUCUGAUGAGCUGGAGCGACGACCGAUUCAAGAGCACAUAUCAUCGGGUCAAGGCGCCAUGCGAAGAAGGUGAUUAUUAUGGAGAGCGAUUCAGCAUGGCCUUCUUCAACCAGGCAUGCAAGGAUGCAAUCAUUCAGGGGCCGAAGCAAAAGUAUCCCGUGGUAACGGGGGAGGAAUUCAAUAGAAACGCGAUGAACCGGAUGUACGCGGCUUUGCAAGCAAAGAUGGCCGCAGGAGAGGAGCCGAAUGGCCAACAGAUGAAGCUGGAGACGCCAUUGAUCAAGUCUCAAGGAUAGCAACUGUUUCAACUGUUCCUUCAAUUCUGCCUUUCGUUCGUCUUUUUGUCGUGCCUGAUCAAUCAAAUGCCUUCUUCGGCCCUAAUCACAGGUGUUUUGCAAGAAACACGAUGGACUGCCAUGGACAACCCGUUUCAGUAACUUUUGUUACACCCUAGGGUGUCAUCGUUAGCGAAUGAAGUUUUGUCAAGGACAUACUUUUGCUCUAAACUGAUCAAGAACCACUCCGUACAUUGCAG